UGAUAAGAUAAGCGUCCGCUUUUUUUGUCGCAUGUGAAAUUAUUCUGCCAAGUACUCUCUACCAAAUCCAAACACCACCAACUUGUCCAACUCAAGCGCCAAUUACCUCUCACGAUAAGUCCGAAUUAUCCUAAAUACAUUCUCUACUGAGUUCUUCUCAAGUUGCGCACGUCACUAUUCCUCCAACACACUGUGACACAAGACACAAUGGCACCUGAGCCCCCGCCACCUCUCCCAGUCGCAACAAACCGCGAUGCAAUCGCAAACACACUUUCACUCCUCCUCGCUUCCAGGAGGUCCAUAGGGAAAUCUAUGCCCCUUACCCGUGAUCUGCCGCGCAAGAAACGCACUCUGCCAGACGACAACGAUGACGAUCUUACUCGCGGCGCACGACCAAAUGAAGGAUUAGGCUAUGUUUCUGAGAAGAAAGACGUUCAAAAGUUUGCCAACUCAAAAGAAGAGAGGAUGUUAAGGGGCAGAUUGAACAAAGAUGCUAGGGGCAAGUUUAGGAAGAAGGUUGAGGAGAGUGAGAGUGAAGAGGAAGCGGGACGAAGUGCGCUAGGGAAAAGAAAGAGGCCUAGGAAGGAGAAGGAGGCUGAACCUGAGCCUGAGUCUGAGAACCAGACUGCUUCUGUAACAACUGAGGACAAUGAGAAGAAUGAGAACGGAGGAGAGGCCGAGGCCGAGGCGGAUAUGGAUAUGAACGACGCUGUGACACAGGAGGAACCUAGUUUGGGCGGUGGACAGACAGAAAAGAAGCGGAACAAGAAGAACAAGAAGAACAAGAAAAAGAAGAAACAAAAGACUGCUAAUGCGGUGGCAGAGGCAGAGGCAUAACAACAUUUACAUCAGCUUCAUAUCAAGAUACCCACCCAAUACAGGCUUAAAGACUUGGCAACAUCAUAUCACAGACAAGGGAGACCACAAGAUCAAGUUU
Fusarium redolens is the source of this 937-nucleotide messenger RNA. RefSeq lists its product as uncharacterized. The transcript has a single exon. The record is from RefSeq and is a predicted model, not a curated record. Lineage: Eukaryota; Fungi; Ascomycota; Sordariomycetes; Hypocreales; Nectriaceae. Bases 208 to 837 code for a protein of 209 amino acids.